Molecule: messenger RNA, 1139 nt
Organism: Lolium perenne
Lineage: Eukaryota; Viridiplantae; Streptophyta; Magnoliopsida; Poales; Poaceae
Product: probable protein phosphatase 2C 59
Biological process (GO): protein dephosphorylation
Molecular function (GO): cation binding; protein serine/threonine phosphatase activity
Source: RefSeq, a predicted model, not a curated record
GGGCGAUUGGUUCUUCUUUUGCCCUCGUCGCUAGCUGCCAUUACCGGCUUCUCUGUUGGUGGCGGGACGUACGGUGAAGAGGAAUCCAUCCGGCCGCUGUCUUCGACCGAUGGCGCCCUCCGGCGACGGCAGGCCCGUCAGUGGCGGCGGGUUCAGUGAAAAUGGCAAAUUCAGCUACGGGUAUGCUAGCUGUCUCGGGAAGAGAUCGUCCAUGGAGGACUUCCAUGAGACCAGAAUUGAUGGUGUCGAUGGUGAGACCGUUGGAUUGUUCGGUGUCUUCGAUGGUCAUGGUGGAGCUCGGGCAGCAGAGUUUGUCAAGCAAAACCUGUUCAGCAACUUAAUUAAGCACCCGAAGUUCUUCACCGACACCAAGUCUGCUAUUGCUGAAACUUUCACCCGCACGGAUUCGGAACUCCUGAAAGCCGAUACCACCCACAAUCGGGACGCGGGGUCGACGGCUUCCACCGCGAUCCUUGUAGGGGAUCGCCUCGUGGUGGCGAAUGUUGGGGAUUCUAGGGCGGUCAUCUGUAGAGGUGGUGAUGCUAUAGCGGUGUCAAGGGACCAUAAACCUGAUCAGACAGAUGAGAGGCAGAGGAUAGAGGAUGCUGGAGGUUUCGUCAUGUGGGCAGGAACAUGGCGUGUAGGCGGCGUCCUUGCCGUUUCUCGUGCAUUUGGUGACAAACUCUUGAAGCAGUACGUGGUUGCCGAUCCAGAGAUCAAGGAGGAGGUGGUCGACAGCUCUCUGGAGUUCCUCAUCCUCGCCAGCGAUGGGCUGUGGGACGUCGUCACCAACGAGGAAGCUGUUGCCAUGGUGAAGCCGAUUGUUGACUCGCAGGAGGCUGCCAAGAAGCUCCUCGUGGAGGCUACGCAGAGGGGCAGCGCCGACAACAUCACCUGCGUCGUCGUCCGUUUCCUGGACCAGCAGCCUAGCCCGACCACCACCACCGCCUCCACUGAUCGACCCUCGUAAACACAAUGCAGCGUCCUGCUGAACAUUGGUUGUUUCGAUGUUGAUCGGGCAAAGGGUUUGUCGUAGUCGCAGUGUACUGAUCAAUGGAGUCCUUUGCAUACAUGUUUCAUUUGACUUGUUGUGUUGUUUCCACGAGAUUUUAAUUCCAGUGUAAGAAUGUGUUCUGAAA